Messenger RNA from Gracilinanus agilis (Agile Gracile Mouse Opossum), 960 nucleotides. It is a transcript of the gene UPP2, whose product is annotated as uridine phosphorylase 2. Gene Ontology annotation, molecular function: uridine phosphorylase activity. Gene Ontology annotation, cellular component: cytoplasm; cytosol. Gene Ontology annotation, biological process: uridine catabolic process; nucleotide catabolic process. Lineage: Eukaryota; Metazoa; Chordata; Mammalia; Didelphimorphia; Didelphidae. The record is from RefSeq and is a predicted model, not a curated record. Bases 1 to 960 code for a protein of 319 amino acids. The transcript has 7 exons.
AUGACAUCUAUUUUAACUGACUCCAGUAAAUCCAUGAGGACUGACAGGAAUACUUAUGUUGGAAAUAGGUUUGUCCACAUUAAAAACCCUCACCUGGAUUCUAUGGAUGAAGACAUCCUUUACCAUUUGGAUUUAGGAACAAAGACACAUAACCUUCCAGCCAUGUUUGGUGAUGUAAAGUUUGUCUGUGUUGGAGGGAGCCCCAACAGAAUGAAAGCUUUUGCGCUGUUUAUCCACAAAGAACUUGACCUUGAAGGAAGUGAGGAGGAUAUACGAGACAUUUGUGCUGGGUCAGACAGGUACUGCAUGUAUAAAACGGGUCCAGUGCUCUCCAUCAGUCACGGCAUGGGCAUCCCUUCCAUUUCAAUUAUGCUGCAUGAGCUCAUCAAACUUCUUUACCAUGCAAAGUGUUGUGAUGUGACAAUCAUCCGCAUUGGCACAUCAGGAGGAAUAGGGAUUGAACCUGGGUCUGUUGUUAUAACAGACACAGCUGUAGAUUCCUUCUUUAAGCCCCAGUUUGAGCAGAUAAUCCUGGACACUGUGGUUACUCGAAGUACAGAGCUCGACAAGGAACUGGCCCAGGAGUUAUUCAAUUGCAGCAAAGAAAUUCCAGGCUUUCCUACACUCAUUGGCCAUACAAUGUGUACCUAUGAUUUCUAUGAAGGUCAAGGACGUCUGGAUGGAGCAUUGUGCUCUUUUUCCAAUGAAAAAAAGCUUGAUUAUUUACAGAGAGCUUAUAAAGCUGGCAUCAGGAAUAUUGAAAUGGAGUCAACUGUGUUUGCUGCCAUGUGUGGACUUUGUGGGCUAAGAGCUGCUGUUGUCUGUGUUACCCUUCUCAACAGACUUGAAUGUGACCAGAUCAACUUGCCCCAUGAAGUGCUACUAGAAUAUCAGCAACGCCCUCAGCAUCUGAUCUCAAUCUUCAUUAAAAAGCACCUUGGACAACAUAACCUGAAGUAA